UGUCGGUCAACACUCAAGACAGUCAUGGCAAGCCGAAAUUUUACCAAAUAACAGUACUUGAAUGUAACAAGUUUCACAGCUUAUAUUCAAGACUUGUCAACUUAAACACUCCAAGUUUAUAGUAUUUUAAUUUUUUUAAUAGUAGUUAUCAUUAUUAUUUUGAGCAAUAUAAAAUAUGAAAUAAGGUGACAAUUAUUAUCUCAUUCCAAAUGCUUCAACCCUUGAAGAAUGGCUUUAUAGUCAAAUAUGUACUUUGUUAGUGUUACAAAAAAAUAAAAAUAAAAUACUUUGUUAAAGUACGUUUUAUCACAGAUCCUCACAUAAGUUCAGCCCAUAUAGCAAGCUCAUCUGUGUUUGGCCCAGUUAAGUUUGUGGUAAAUUUAUUUUAGAUUUAAUCAAAUAACAGUAGUGUGGUGUAUGAGUAUGGGAGAAAUAUAUAACGAAUUUCUGCCCAUGGAUAUAUGAAUAUAUAAUAAUCGAAUGGUCUUUUAAUAAAAACUUAAGUUUUGAUUUUUAAGAAAAAAAUAUGAUCAAUAUAUUAUAUGUAAAUUUUUAAAAUUUAAAUAUUUACAAUUAGAUAAUUAUUUGAGAAAUAUCAUUUUUAAAUUAUAUUAAAUAAUUUUAUGAAAUAUCUUUUUUAGUUUGAUUACAUGUGUAAGAGUGCAAAAAUUUGAAAGAUAUAAAUUAUUGAUGCAAUUAUAAUUUGUACUAAAUAAAAUUUGUAAACAAAAAUAAUUUUUCCCUUAGAAUAUACAAAACAAAGUAUAGAUGUACUAAAUCUAAUAAUAAAAAAGAUAAAAGUGUCGUAGCACAAUGGUAAGUAAGACUACAUUAUGUCUGCGGGACCACUGUUUUUAAAAAUUUCUCAAUUAUAAAACGACAUCGUUUUUGAAGUUUGGGUCGAAAAUUUAAAUAAAUUUUUAGUUCAGAUAUGAUUUUGCACUUAUAAUUUGUUUGGGUAUGAAAAAGCAUGAUACAAAAUGUUGGGGUCGAAAAAUGCAUUUUUCCCAAGUUAAAACGUGCUGGCAUAUAUGUACGUAGUUGACUACGUAUGCAUGCAUACAUAUAAGUGGAUAUGCAUGUUUAAACAAGUGAUGAUGAUGAUAAUGAAGUGUGGUGUUUUUUUAGGGGUAAAAAUGUUAAGAUAAUGAAGUGUGGUGUUGUUCGUGUGGCUACCACACUCGUCCCUCUUUCUUUGCAUUAUAUCAACUCUGCGCGUUGUUUUAUCUCCUUAUAAAACCUUUUUUUUUUGAACUUAUUGCUUACUGCUAUCCAUUUUAGCAAUCCAACUACUUCUAUUUACUUAUUAUAUGUCAACUCAACUUUUAUAUGCUCAUAUUUCUAUUAUCAAUUUUGUAUGCUCAACCAACAACUGCAAAAAGAAUCAGUAAAAAGAAUGAUAGAGUUGUAUUAUUUUCCCUUUAUAGAAAAGCGCUUUCGUGAAGUAAGAAAAAAGCUGAAAAAACGAAAAUGAAUCAGCCAACCACUAUAACCUAUUUUCAAAAAAAAAAUCAUAAGUAUUAUGUACUAAAAUAAAACAAUGAAAAUUUAGGGAAAAGUAAACAAUGAAACUUUUAUUUUAUCAUUAGUUUUUAUUAACUAAAAGAUGAGAAAAUCUGAAACUUUAAGAAACUUCUUUAUUCAUUUUAAUCACUUGCAGGAAUUGAUUAACUACUAAUCAAAAUAAUGUUUCAUUUUUUGAAACUCUGUAUUUAGUAAGCAAUAUUACGUUAAUACUUAACACGAAUUAACUUGAAUAUUUCUGUCUCGGUUGAUUUUCAGGAAAUAAACUAAAUUAAGCAUUUCCAGAUUUUUAUAACUGUGGUGUUUAACUGCAGUUAAUUACUUGCAGUAAAAUGAUUAGAUCUUGAAUUUUCAAGUUUCUUGAAAAAAAUAAAAAAUAAGGUGUUUACUUGUACAUCUAUAACUCAUCAUUUUACGGUAGCUUUACAAUCGAUGUCGCAGGCAUACAAAACAGGUGAGAAUAAUCAUAUAAGUAGUAAAAAUUUAAAGAUCCGUAUCACACACAAUGAAACCAUCACACUAAUUCCAUUUUACAUUGCGUCUCUGAAUAUAUUUAAGAUAAUUAAUAUUUUUGAAGAAAUUAUUUUCGAGUCCAAUAUAGUAAAAUUAUUUCCAUUAGUGAUGAUGAUGGACAUAUAUAUUAAUCGUCGACUCUACCACAUAUUUUUUUUAUAAAAUGUUAAAAAAAAAAUAUUUUACAAAAAGAUAAAAUUUCACACAAAAUCUCUCCAUAAAUAGAACCCAACCUAGGCGUGUCUUCUUCCACAUUUCAUUAAAUAUUCUCUAUCUCAUAAAAACCAAAUCAAAAGAUUUAACAAUGGAGUCCUACAACGUGAACAACAGCUUGAACAUAGACAUGGAGAAAAAUCAAGAAACGGCUUUCGAUUACUCAAAACGAUCUCAAUGGCUACGAGCUGCCGUGCUUGGGGCCAUCGACGGUCUUGUCUCAACGGCUUCACUUAUGAUGGGUGUCGGUGCGGUUAAGCCAGACUUCAAAACCAUGAUUUUAACCGGGUUCGCCGGCUUAGUUGCCGGAGCUUGUAGCAUGGCGAUAGGAGAGUUUGUCUCCGUUUACUCUCAGUACGACAUAGAAGUGGCUCAAAUAAAGAGAGAGAACGCAGGAGAUAUAGAGAAAGAAAAGCUUCCGAACCCGAUGCAUGCGGCUGCUGCGUCUGUUAUAGCGUUUUUUCUGGGAGCGGUUGUGCCUUUAUUAGCGGCUGCGCCUGUGAAAACGUAUGAAGUGAGGGUUGGAGUGAUUGUUGCGGCGGUGACGUUGGCUUUGGUUAUGUUUGGGUGGUUAGGAGCGGUUUUGGGGAAAGCACCGGUGGUUAAGUCGUCGGCUAGGGUUCUGAUUGGAGGAUGGUUAGCUAUGGCGAUUACGUAUGGUUUGACCAGACUGUUUGGAUCACUUGGUCUGUGAUAGUUUGUGCGUGUGUUUCAUGCAAUACAAAAUAUAAGCGGUUACGUUUUUUUUCAUAUACGCAACCAAAGAAUAUUUCAUAUGGCAAGAAACUUUGGAAUAUGGAUCCGUGACUUGUUUCUAGAUUUAUGUAAAGCAAUAUGUUAUAUAAAUCUGUCCAAUGGUGUUUUUCUUAAUGAAUGAUAAGUGUCACGUUGAAACACAUGCAUCACUAAUCAACGUACAAAGCAGAAUUUCCGUAAAUUUUGCUUCCAUUUGCUAUCCGAUUUGGUUUUAUUCCAAAAAUUAGGAUAACCGUAAGUUUAUGAAACAAGCAAAUAAAACCCUUUAACAAAAAAAAAAAAAUGAAACAAGCAAAUAAUAAGAUAUAUUAGAUGCAAGCGAACGAAACGUUAAA
This is a messenger RNA of Brassica rapa (field mustard), 3341 nucleotides long. Its product is annotated as vacuolar iron transporter homolog 1-like. NCBI's taxonomy places the organism in Eukaryota, Viridiplantae, Streptophyta, Magnoliopsida, Brassicales, Brassicaceae. Gene Ontology annotation, biological process: intracellular manganese ion homeostasis. The record is from RefSeq and is a predicted model, not a curated record. Gene Ontology annotation, molecular function: manganese ion transmembrane transporter activity.